AUGUUUACUGGUUCUCCCGUUCACUAUGCGUUGGGAAUUAUACUGCUCUGCAGUUCCAUGACCAACGCCGCCGUAGAUAUGGACAACAUCUGCUUAUUACUAAAAAAUGGUGCUCUGAUUGCCAGUGGCGAUUCCUGUUCACAGUAUUAUUCUUGCUCCAAUGGAAACGCUACCGCUCAAAGCUGUGCCAGUGGCACCUAUUUCGAUAAGAAUUCCCAAAGUUGCGUUGGUGUAGCUCCAUCGUAUUGUACCUCUUCUUCUUCUUCGACUCCCUGUAGCGGACAUGCCGUAGGAUCUUUCGUUGCUAAGCCUGAUUCUUGUGAAGGCUAUUAUUACUGCUCAAGCACAGGCGCAGAAGUUGGUAAUUGCCCUAACGGUCUAUAUUUUGACGCGGCAAGCCAAACUUGUAACUAUCCUUCCGACGUUAACUGCCAGACGACUAGUACUGAGGAUACUGAUGCAGACACACCGAUCAAUUUGUGUUCGUAUAUACAAGUAGGAGUUUACUUUGGUAAUGCCUUCAAUUGUUCAGGAUGGUUAAAAUGUACUAGCGACACCAAGUUCGACAAUGGAACUUGUAAAAAUGAUUUGCUUUACAAUACAGCGAAACAGAUGUGCGAUUAUGCUUCAAACGUUGAUUGCUCACAGGUAACUAACGACCCGGAGUUAGAUGUGACAGCAAAUGGUGGUGGUGGCGCAUGCACAACCAAAGGAACCAAAAAAAAGGCUGUCGCAUGUAAUCAAUAUUACCUAUGCGAUGGUACCAAAUACCAACUGACGAAGUGCUCUGGCAGCUUAUACUACGAUACAGAUACUGAAACUUGUGUAAACCGUAUUGAUGCUUAUAAUGAUUGCGAUCGUUGCUUAGGUACCACUGACACGUUUGUAAAUGCAUUCGGAACCGAUUGUCAUAAUUACUUGUACUGCUCUAAUGGUGUCAAAAAGGACUCAGAGCCAUGUCCAAACAGCGGUUACUUCAAUGAAGAGAUGGGCGGUUGCGUAUCAGUAAGCCCAGAUUUUAAAUGCUGUGCAAAUGCUACCGAAACUGACACCGCUACCACUCAAUUUGUAGUUAGUUGGCUCAUUUUGGCAUUGGCCGAUUCUAUAUCCGCCGAAUACAACGUGAACGGCGUGUGUACAGUGGUCACCGAUGGUUUACGGAUUGGCAGUAUCGACUCUUGUCAGCGCUACUACACAUGUAACAAUGGCGUAGCUACGCCUUACGAUUGUCCCAGCGGCAGUAGUUUCAGCAAAGAUGUGCAAGACUGCCUCACUGAAACUCCAGUGGCAGCGCAGCUGUUGAUGUUCUUAUUGGUUGGCCUCACCAGCAGCACUAUAUUGCCCGAUACCGAUGAUAUUUGCCGACUUUUUCCAGAUAAAACAGAAGUUGCCGACCCAUCAUCAUGCAACCAUUACAUCACCUGUAAUAAUUCGGUGUCGGAAUACACGCGCUGCGCUACAUCUACUCCGUACUUCGAUAAUUCCACUAUGAAGUGCACGAAAACAUUGUCUGAUGACCGUCACUGUCAGCUUUCUUGCUUAGAACAUGUGGGCCGAUUUAUAAGUGAUAAAACAACAUGUAAAGGCUAUUACUUUUGCCAGGAUGAGACUACGCCGAUCCACGGAAUAUGUCCAAAUGAUUUGCAUUUUGAUAUCCAGGCUCAGUCUUGUGUCUAUAAAUCAAAAUCCAGCUGUACGCUAAGUUCAUUUGAUAUAUGUUCAGUUGUUAAGACCGAUACCAAAGUAUCUCAUGAAACUGAUUGCCGUAAAUAUUAUCAAUGUACUAAGAGAGUUCUUACUCUUAAAAAUUGCGCAACUGGUCAAUAUUAUAAUUCAACUGCUGGCGCUUGCUAUGAAAAGUGGAAAGUAAAUUGUCCGAAAAUUCCAUUCCCCGAUAACGUUUGUGGAACUGUUAAGACGCCCUUGAAGAACAAAUUCGUAACCGAUGAUGCCACAUGUCGUGGUUACUUCUAUUGUGCUGACAAAGGUUCUGUACCAGAUCCUGCACCUGUUUGGGGCCAAUGCAAAAAUGAUACCUUUUUCGACACCACUACAAGUUCUUGUGCAAACCCAUUGAAUGUAAAAUGUCCUACUGGUGCAGAUCGUUGCGAAGGUCGUUCACUAACGUUUGUGAGUGGCAGCGAAACAGGUUGUCGGCAAUACCUACGAUGUCAAAAUGGCAAAACAGAGGAAGAGAAGAGCUGUGGCAACUACUUUUUCGAUGAAAAUUUGACCGCCUGUAUUUCUACACCAAUUACUUACACAUCUUGUGUUAGAAAGUGAUUAGUAUAAAAUAUGCACAUAUAUAUAUACUAUAUAGAAAAUAACAGUUAAAUCAAAUUAUAU
Messenger RNA from Bactrocera neohumeralis, 2346 nucleotides. RefSeq lists its product as uncharacterized. NCBI's taxonomy places the organism in Eukaryota, Metazoa, Arthropoda, Insecta, Diptera, Tephritidae. Gene Ontology annotation, molecular function: chitin binding. Gene Ontology annotation, cellular component: extracellular region. Bases 1 to 2283 code for a protein of 760 amino acids. The record is from RefSeq and is a predicted model, not a curated record. The transcript is spliced from 6 exons.